Symbiodinium necroappetens is the source of this 606-nucleotide messenger RNA. NCBI's taxonomy places the organism in Eukaryota, Dinophyceae, Suessiales, Symbiodiniaceae. The record is from the annotation of a GenBank genome assembly.
AUGAGCCCUGCGGGCUUGCAGGUGGCAGUGGCCCAUGCAGGAGCCAUCCGUCCUUUGGUUCGCCUUCUCUACGACGAGAUGGCCAGCGUCCGGGAAGAGGCGGCUGCGGCUUUGGGCAACCUCGUCUUUUACAACGACGAGACGAAUGCUGGAAAUCAGGCCGCCAUUGCCGAAGCCGGGGCACUGCCGAGACUUGGAGCUUUGCUCCAGGACAAGGCCGCGGCCGUUGCCGAGACUGCUGCUGGGGCCCUGAGGAAUUUGGCGGCGCAGAAUGCGGCCAACCAGGAUUCCGUCUGCCAAAGCGACGCCCUUCGGAGCCUGGUGGGACUGCUGAAGGAGUCGCGAGAGCCCAAGGUGCAGGUCGAAGCCGCAGGAGCCAUCCACAACUUGGCGGCUGGAAACACCAGAUGCCAAGGAAAGAUUGUGGAGGCUGGGGGAUUGCAGCCGCUCGUCUCGCUGCUGAAGGAGGAGGCUCCACGAAUGCGCGAAGUUGCGGCGGGAGCUUUGUGGGCCUUGGCGAGGGAUAAUCCGGAGCUUCAAAAGGCCAUCGAUCGAUCGGGCAACAUCUAUGCCGAGCAUUUGCCCAAAAGACAUCCAAAAAAUUGA